AUGCUAUCUGUUGAGGUGCUGAAGCACAUGACUGUUUGGAAGCAGGCUCUCAUCCUUCUUUGUUGCGCACUGAGCUUCGUGGACUCUGCUCCGUCCCCAGUCCCCCCGAGAAGUAAAUAUAACAACUCUUUUCGUCUCACGAGGUCUGCCCGGUCCCGGGUCCAGCAACUGCUGAAGAAAUAUAAGGAGGAGCAGUUGGGAAAUAAGCAUUUUGAGGACAGAAGCCGACAGUUAAAGGACCUGCCGCUGAUUUCGACAGAUUUCUACAGCUGGAUAAACCUGACGGACUGGGAACGGCUGAAUGCUGCUCUCAUGGACAUGCAGGCCUACUGGAAUAAGCUGGAGUGGAAGAGAAAACAGCUGGAGAAUGAGGAGAACGAGAACAUGGCGGUGCGCACCACUUUACCUCAGAGCAUCAGGCACAUUCAGCUGGAUCUGAGGGACCUGAUGAGCCAAGUCACCAGUCAGAUGAGUUACAUGAAGAGCUCUUGGAUGAGGCCGGCAUCUCGUUUGGCACAAAGACCCUUGAGCCCAGAGACCAGCUCCAAAACAGUCUGGGACCGGCGAGUGGAGGGUUACAUCAUUCUGAGGGAUCUCGACCUUUACCUCACCAAGCUGGCAAGAGAUUUCCUCCUUCUGGCUUCCAAGACACAUGUAUGA
Limanda limanda (common dab) is the source of this 660-nucleotide messenger RNA. RefSeq lists its product as uncharacterized. NCBI's taxonomy places the organism in Eukaryota, Metazoa, Chordata, Actinopteri, Pleuronectiformes, Pleuronectidae. The record is from RefSeq and is a predicted model, not a curated record. Gene Ontology annotation, molecular function: ciliary neurotrophic factor receptor binding. Gene Ontology annotation, biological process: negative regulation of neuron apoptotic process; ciliary neurotrophic factor-mediated signaling pathway. The transcript has 5 exons. Bases 1 to 660 code for a protein of 219 amino acids.